AGAACCGUUCAUUUGUUCAUGAUAUUUUUUUUCCUCAAAUUUGUCGAAUGUGCUUAUGUCAAAUCUAAUGUGAUUAUUCAUUAUAUGUUCUUAUUGAAAUUGUAUUAACAAUGUGGUCAUGCAUAAAAAUAUAAUGUACUCAAUUCUAUUAAUCGAUUAUAAUUACUUGGAACUAAGUAAAAAAGGAUCAUGGCAGAAGAAGCAGAAAUUGAAGAGACUCUCGACCGAGACUUCCUACUCUUUAUGACCUUAGCAAAAACUUAUUACCCACAAAUUGUUGAUCAAAGGGAUAUUACAUUAUGCACGCAAUGGCUUUCAAAAUUGUGUGGGGAAAAGGUGGAAGGCAUUUAUCAAAAGCGAAACAGAAAUGUAUUCCUUACACAUUUGCUAAUGAACAUGCAAGAAGGUAAAAUGGCAGGACCAUUUUUUAAGCCACCAGGGGAAGGGCCUUUACCUGCAUCAAAUACAGUAUUCGGUAUAUCCGCUACCGAUGAAGCUUUCGUAGCUGAUAUAGACCAACCAGUAGAUGAUAUGGCUGAUGAUUUUCAAGAAAGAUCAGCAGAUGGUAGAACUUACGUUGCAACUCGCUGUUUACCAAAUAAUCAAGGGACUUAUGCGUUUGUGGCUCUUAAUAUUGACAAGGAAUUAGAUAAUGCAACAGAUGUCACAGUUAUUCCAUGCUCAAUGGAUAAAUCGAAAUUUCGUUACACAAAAGCUUUACAUGAAUUAUCUACACACACUAUUCCAGGAGAGAAUCCGUCUGAGUCAGAGAUGGAAGAUUUUUAUAUAAGAAACAUAGAAGCUAAAGUAUCCGGUGAUAUUUCUCAAUUGUAUGAAGAACUGCGUGCACCAAUGGGACAAGCAUGUGGUAAAAUUCAAAAUGAAAUAGCGUUCUUUGAUGUACUGUUAUCACAAAUCGAUGAAGAAAUAAGAGGAGUAACGUCAGGCAACAAUGAUUUUGUAAAAUUCCUUGUGAGUAGAUUGCAACAGGAUCUGAAGAAAGUACCAAAGAUGAAUCAUAUAUUUAAACUAAGUUCAGAACAGCAACACUUGAAAAUAUUAGAAAUACUAAGGCAAAAAUUAAUCGUGAGACAACAGGAACAAAAGCGUAGGAAUCUUUUAGCUGAAAUGGACGAAUGUAUGAUGGCGUCUGCAUCUCAGUCGAAAACAUGUAUGGGUGGUGCUAAUGAACCAACAGAAUCUAUGUGGCAAUUAGCUGUGACUAGGCCAUUAGCGGAAACUGAUAUUCAACGAUUAUAUGAUGUGUAUCCUGAAGAAUCUAUUGCUGUAUUCUUAGACUUACUUGCAGAAGACAGACAAGCUAUACUAGAACGAGGAAGAAAGAGGCAAAAUAAUUUGAUAGAGAGUAUGAGAUCAGAAGUAUAUAAAGAAGUUCAAGCAGGAAAGGCAGAAUAUAAUAAAGCCCGUGCGGCGUACAGAGAAUGGAACGAGAUAUUGUCAUUAGUUGAAGAAAUGAUGUAUGAAGCGAGCAAUGAAGUUAUUGAGGAUGUACCACAGCAAAAGGAAAUACUGUUAACGAACAUGAUAACAGAUAUAAAGCAAACGGAAGAUUUAGUAGUCGAAGAAGCGUGCAAGGGGGAAAUAUUGACCGAGAAAAUAGUCGAUGCGAAUGUAUGGAAAUUUUCAACUCAAGACGACGAAGGGAAGAAUUCUGCUUGGGAAAUAAAAUCUGCAAUGGAGAGAUUACGAAGAGAGAUCGAAACAUAUAAGAUAGUGAUAGAAAAUCAGAAGCAUAGAAUUAAAGAAUUACGCGAUCAAUUAGAUUACGUGUGAGCGUAUAAUAACUACUUACUUAUAUAAGCAAAUCUUGUACUUGAGUUUUUUAAAUAUUGCAAAUUUAUCAUUACUAUGUAAUAUCUGUUCACUAAUUGAGUAUUAAAACUAUAAUUUAUUGUAACAAUUAAUAACUAUUCACACUAUCUAUGUAAUCUAUAU
Molecule: messenger RNA, 1956 nt
Organism: Cephus cinctus (wheat stem sawfly)
Lineage: Eukaryota; Metazoa; Arthropoda; Insecta; Hymenoptera; Cephidae
Exons: 5
Coding region: 190-1794 (534 amino acids)
Source: RefSeq, a predicted model, not a curated record